UCGUUCAGUUCUGAGUCAUUGCAAUUCCGGGCGUUAGUCAGUUCCGCGCCGUCUGACAGACACCACGCACAUUCUCCAACUGCCUUCCGAUUCUGCCCGUUUGACUCUCUUUUCCGGUAUCAAGAUGAGCGAUCCCCAGGAAAGUAGAAAUCUGUUUUCCCGAAGCCUGGUAGAUACCAUUACCAAGAAUGCCCUGGAGCAGAGCAAAGAGCCUUACGUGAACACGGUUUUCUCACCCGCGUCCGUUCAAAGUUGCUUGACCCUGGCUUUCAUGGGAGCUUCCGGGUCGACGGCCGAGGAGUUGAGGAAUGGACUGCAACUGGGACCAGGAGAUCGCCAUCACAUAGCCCGCGCCUUUGGGGAGUUCUGGCGGACGAACUGCAACUAUGGCGACCGAGGACCCGUGCUGAAGUCCGUGAAUCGGUUGUACGUGAACGAUACCCUGGAACUGCACCCGGAAUUCAACGAGAUUGCCGUGGACUUCUUCCAGUCGAAGGCGGAGGCGGCUAAGUUCGCCGACUCGGAAGCUGCGACGCAGCAGAUCAACGCCUGGGUGGAACAACAGACGGAGCACAAGAUCAGCAACCUGCUUCAGUCGGACGCCGUGGAUAACGAUACCAGCGCUGUGCUUAUUAACGCCUUGUAUUUCAAGGGAAAAUGGCUGAAACCCUUCAUGCCGGAGACCACAUCGAUUGACGCCUUCCACGUGAACCAGGACCUCCAGGUGGAGGUGAACAUGAUGUACCAGGAGGACAAGUUCAAGUUCGCCGAUCUCCCACAGCUGAAGGCUCGUGCCGUGCAACUACCCUAUGAAUACUCAAAUAUCCACAUGCUAAUCCUGCUGCCCAACGAAAUCUCCGGCCUGCAGGAGUUGGAGCUGCAGCUCAAGGACGUGGAUCUAGCUGAUAUUGACGCGGCUAUGACCUUGCGGGAUGUGGAGAUUUUCCUGCCCAGGAUGGACAUUGAGUACGACGUGGACCUCAAGCAAAUCUUAAAUCAGCUGGGUAUUUCGGAAGUCUUCACCGACAGUGCCAAACUGGACGGACUUUUUACCUCCCGAACUGGACAGAAGAUCUCGGCGGCGAAGCACCGGGGCUACAUCAACGUAAACGAGGCUGGAUCAGAGGCAGCAGCCGUCACUUUCAUGAAGAUCGUACCCAUGAUGCUGAACAUGAACAUGAAGCUCUUCAAAGUGGAUCACCCGUUUGUAUUCUACAUUCGCAACUCGCAGGCCGUGUUUUUUGCCGGCCGAUUCUCGAACCCCAAGUAUGGAUCAGAAGAGGGCGCUUCGAGGGAAGGUUCCGAUGCCAGCAUGUACAAUGUCCAAGAACAGCAGUGAGACCAAAUAAAACUCAGCUAGGAAAUCCCA
Drosophila suzukii is the source of this 1369-nucleotide messenger RNA. RefSeq names its product Serpin 42Dc (gene Spn42Dc). The record is from RefSeq and is a predicted model, not a curated record. NCBI's taxonomy places the organism in Eukaryota, Metazoa, Arthropoda, Insecta, Diptera, Drosophilidae. Gene Ontology annotation, molecular function: serine-type endopeptidase inhibitor activity.